AUCUUAUUGGUUUUUUUUUCUAUGUAUGCAUUAGCUGCCUUUUGUAAAAAAAAGUUUAUAGAAAAGUUUGUGUUUCUUAAAUAAAUCUAGCGAUUCAAAAGUUAAAAUUUGAUAAUGGAAAAACGUUCUGAUGCGGGAAAUGAAACAAAUGUCAGUGUAUCAAAAAAUGCAAGCUCUAAUUCGUUAGACUCUUCCAAAUCAAGUUCAUUGAAUUCAAAAACAGGAGUGGAAAAUUCUGAAACUCGAGAUCCACCCUUUGAAUACUUAAUUGGAGAAAAGGAGCAAUAUCAGAAAAACGAUGUAACAUAUGUUUGUAAUUAUCGUGGAUUAUCAUUUGGGACGUUGACCAUUACAAAUUACAGACUUCAUUUUCGUUCACAUCCUUCAACUGAUCGUGAUGUUUUAAUUAUUAUUGAUGUACCUUUGGGAGUUAUAUCCAGAGUAGAAAAAAUUGGUGGUUCAACUUCGAGAGGAGAAAAUUCCUAUGGUAUUGAAAUAUUUUGUAAAGACAUGAGAAACUUACGUUUUGCUCAUAAGCAACAAAACCAUUCCAGACGUACAGUAUUUGAAAAAUUACAAACACAUGCAUUUCCUUUAUCGUGUGAUGGAAAAUUAUUUGCUUUUUCGAAUCCAGAACAGUUUCCUACAGACGGAUGGUCGGUCUACGAACCCAUAGCUGAGUUUCGAAGAAUGGGUAUAAAUAUGACGAGCGAUCCUUGGAAAAUAACAAAAAUUAAUGAAAGUUAUACGUUUUGUGAUAGCUAUCCAGCAGUGUGGGCAGUACCGAAAGCUGCAAAUGAAGAUUUAUUAAGGAAAGUUGCACAAUUUCGAUCCCGUAAUCGUCUUCCAGUUUUAUCAUGGAUCCAUCCUGAAACACAAGCGACUAUUACUAGGUGUUCCCAACCUUUGGUUGGUGUUAGCGGGAAAAGGAGCUCUGAUGACGAGCAUUAUUUAAAUUUGAUUAUGGAAGCUAAUGCACAAUCUGACAAACUUUGUAUAAUGGAUGCUCGACCUAGUGCAAAUGCUAUUGCAAAUAAAGCAAAAGGUGGUGGAUAUGAGUCUGAAGAAACAUAUAAAAAUGUUGAAAUAUUUUUUUUGGACAUACACAACAUUCAUGUAAUGAGAGAAAGUUUACGAAAAUUAAAAGAAGUCUGUUAUCCUACAAUUGACGAGCAAAAAUGGUUAACCGCUAUAGAAAAUACCUUAUGGUUAAAACAUAUCAAAUGUAUCAUGGCUGGCGCGGUUCGCAUAGUUGAAAAAGUAGAAAUUUUAAGCACAUCUGUUUUGGUUCACUGUUCUGAUGGCUGGGAUCGUACAGCGCAAUUAACAGCACUUUCAAUGUUAUUACUUGAUCCAUAUUAUAGAACUCUGAAGGGAUUUGAAGUUCUUAUUGAAAAAGAAUGGUUGAGCUUUGGGCAUAAAUUUCAGCAACGUAUAGGACACGGAGAUAAUCGGCAUUCAGAUGCAGAUCGUAGUCCAGUAUUUUUACAAUUCAUUGAUAGUGUAUGGCAAGUUAGCAAGCAGUUUCCAAACGCAUUUGAAUUUAACGAACAUUUUCUCAUAACAAUCUUGGAUCACUUAUAUUCAUGCAGAUUCGGUACUUUUCUGUUUAAUAGUGAAGCAGAAAGAGUCAAAGAAGACCUUAAACAUAAAACUGUGUCUCUGUGGUCAUUUAUAAAUUCUUCACUUGACGAUUAUCGUAAUCCUUUUUAUUAUGCUAAUCCAGACGGUGUUCAACUAGUUUUAAAACCAGUUGCCAGUAUGAGGCAUAUUUUAUUAUGGAAAAGUUUGUAUUGCAGAUGGAACCCAAGUAUGCGGCCCCAAGAUGCCAUAUAUCGAAGAACUCGAGAGCUAUUAGCUCUUCAAGAGCAACUUCAACGACAAGUAAAUGAAUGUCGAGCAAAAGGAAAUCCAAGAGCAGCACAAUCAAGUGGUAAAUUAGCAUCACCCUUGCAUUAGAUGAUAAAACUUCGUACAAACUGCACACUAUAUUAUUUAUUAGAGCAAGAAGUAAUAAUUAAAUUAUCUGUAGAACUAUCUUAUAUUAUUAAUUUUUAUGUAAAUAAACUGUAUAAAUAUCUAAA
Molecule: messenger RNA, 2084 nt
Organism: Condylostylus longicornis
Lineage: Eukaryota; Metazoa; Arthropoda; Insecta; Diptera; Dolichopodidae
Gene: mtm
Product: myotubularin-related protein 2
Exons: 1
Coding region: 115-1959 (614 amino acids)
Biological process (GO): dephosphorylation
Molecular function (GO): phosphatidylinositol-3,5-bisphosphate 3-phosphatase activity
Source: RefSeq, a predicted model, not a curated record